AUGCAUGCGGGAGGUGAUGCUGAGGUGGACGGUUGUCCAGCGACUACUAUCGGUUUCGAUGAUACGGAUAUGCCGUGGAAGACAGGUAAACUCCUGAUCAGGAAACUCACGGCGCAUUUUAUCAUCCUCGAAACCAUUGGCCGAGACCUCAAGAUGUUCCGAUCAGCGCGCGAGCUGGUGUCGUCUAUGGCAGACGCGAUGGAAGCCCAUCAGCUCGCGUACGACGAGCUCCAUAUUCUCCACCGCGAUAUCAGCGCGGGUAACAUCCUCAUAUCCACGGACAAACCUGAUCGUGGUAUCCUGAUCGAUUGGGACCAUUGUAUUUUCAUGGACAAUUUGACGGAAGACAGAAAAACGAGGGUGCAUCGAACUGGAACGUGGCAAUUCAUGUCAGCGCAUCUGACAGCGAAUCCGGAAUCUGCGUGCCAUGGCCUCGUCGACGACCGUGAAUCUGCUCUGCACGUACUGCUGUACAUGGGUAUCCGGCAUCUCGCCCACAACAAGGCCAACGCCUUCGAAAUGCGAGACCUGCUGAACAUGUUCGACGACUACAUUGAAGUCGACGGAAACCCAUAUCGCAAAGGAACGAUGUCAAAACUCAAUUUCAUGGCAUCUGGCGCCCAAGAUCUCAUCUUCAAUGUCAAACCCAUAAAUAGGCUCAUCCGAGCACUUUGUGGCUCGUUCUCCACUCGCUACGAACAAGACUCCGAAGACACAGAAGAUGACGAGGACGCCGAGGACCAGGAUCUGACCAUAUCAACCCUACGGGCUGCGCAACGUCAAAGCAGACUCGAGAAUAUGAAGAAGCCUGAAUGGCUUUAUGAAGUGUUUCGCCGCUAUGCUGUGCGCCUUCCCAUGCUAUCACCUGGCGAGUUAGACUACAUCGACAACACGAAAGUUCUCAAGCCGAACAGAAAACGACCGCUAGUGGACGAUCUAUGCGAUGACGCCGACGAUUCGAAAUUGAUCUCAACCCACGAUGGCAUAGCAGGUUCAAUCGAUGCUGGCAUUGACUUAGCUCCUCCCGUCGAGACCCCACCUCGCAAGAAGCAGCGCACUGGCAAGAAAUAA
Molecule: messenger RNA, 1071 nt
Organism: Pleurotus ostreatus (oyster mushroom)
Lineage: Eukaryota; Fungi; Basidiomycota; Agaricomycetes; Agaricales; Pleurotaceae
Exons: 3
Coding region: 1-1071 (356 amino acids)
Biological process (GO): protein phosphorylation
Molecular function (GO): protein kinase activity
Source: RefSeq, a predicted model, not a curated record